CCACCAGCACCACCACCUCCUCCUCUCUCACACACCGCGAACGAGAGAUAGAGCGUCGAAUAUGGCGCAAGGGGCAGGAGCAGCGGGCGGGGGCAACAGCGCCUUCCGCGACAAGGAGAAGCCACAAGCGGUGCGAACAGCCAACAUCACCGCCGCCCGCGCAGUCGCCGAUGCCAUCCGAACCUCGUUGGGCCCGCGCGGGAUGGACAAGAUGAUCCAGACGGGCAAGGGCGAGACGAUCAUCACCAACGACGGCAACACGAUGCUCAAGGACAUGAGUGUCAUGCACCCGGCGGCCAAGAUGCUCGUCGACCUCGCCAACGCCCAAGACAUCGAGGCCGGCGACGGCACCACCUCCGUCGUCGUCAUCGCCGGCAGUCUCCUGGGAGCGGCAGAGCGAUUACUAGCCAAGGGACUCCACCCAACCAUCAUCUCCGAGUCCUUCCAACGCGCCGCCGCGGAAGCAGUCAGGAUAUUAGAAGGCAUCAGCGUCCCCAUCAACCUCUCCGACCGCCCCACCUUACUCAAAGCCGCCUCCACCUCCCUCUCCUCCAAGAUCGUGUCGCAGGAGCCCAAGCUGGCACCCAUGGCCGUCGAUGCCGUCCUCCGCACCCUCCCCAACCCCACCACCGCCACCAAUGUCGACCUCCGCAACGUCCGCAUCCUCAAGAAACCCGGCGGCGUAAUCGACGACAGCGAAAUGCUCGACGGUCUCCUCCUCUCUCAAUCCGUGGUUAAAUCCGCCGGAGGCCCUACCCGAAUCGAGAAAGCCCGGAUAGCGUUGAUUCAAUUCCAACUCUCCCCGCCCAAACCGGACAUGGAGAACCAGAUCGUCGUGAACGAUUACAGACAGAUGGACAAGAUCCUGAAGGAAGAACGAACCUACCUCCUCAACAUGUGCAAGAAGAUCAAAAAGGCGAAAUGCAACGUCCUCCUCAUCCAGAAAUCCAUCCUCCGAGACGCCGUCAACGACCUAUCCCUCCAUUUCCUCUACAAACUCGGCAUCCUCGUCAUUAAAGACAUCGAGCGCGACGAAAUAGAGUUCAUCACCAAAUCCACCGGCUGCAAACCCAUCGCCGACAUCGACAGUUUCACCGAAGACAAACUCGCUUCCGCGGAGCUGGUGGAAGAAGUGUCGUCAAUGGGCGCCCGCUUCACCAAAAUCACCGGCCUCAAACCCACCUCCUCCAGCGAUACCACCACCUCCUCCUCCUCCUCCGGAGGCAGCAGUGGGGGUCGCACAGUCUCCAUCCUCCUCCGCGGCGCCAACCCCUUGAUCCUCGACGAAGCGGCCCGCAGCCUCCACGACGCCAUGUGCGUGAUCCGGUGUCUCGUCAAGAAGCGCGCACUCCUCCCCGGAGGUGGCGCACCGGAAAUGGCGGUGUCGACUUCUUUACUCACGCAGGCGAGUACGAGGAGUUAUCCGGACAGUAUCUGCUGGAAGGCUUUCGCGGAGGCGUUGGAGGUCGUUCCCGUGACGUUGGCGGAGAAUGCCGGGUUGAGUGCUGUGAGGGUUGUGACGGAGUUGAGGGCGAGACAUGUGAGGGGGGAGGUCGGGGUGGGGGUUAGUAUUAAGAGGGGGGGUGUUGGCGUGAUGGGAGGGGGUGGAGCGGGAGAGGGCGUGAUGCAGCCGUUGCUCGUUAGUACGAGUGCGGUUGAGUUGGCCAGUGAGACUGUCAAGAUGAUUUUGAGGAUUGAUGAUAUUGCUUUAAGCAGAUAG
Messenger RNA from Baudoinia panamericana UAMH 10762, 1720 nucleotides. RefSeq lists its product as uncharacterized. Gene Ontology annotation, molecular function: ATP-dependent protein folding chaperone; ATP binding; ATP hydrolysis activity. Gene Ontology annotation, biological process: protein folding. The record is from RefSeq and is a predicted model, not a curated record. Lineage: Eukaryota; Fungi; Ascomycota; Dothideomycetes; Mycosphaerellales; Teratosphaeriaceae. Bases 62 to 1720 code for a protein of 552 amino acids. Gene Ontology annotation, cellular component: chaperonin-containing T-complex. The transcript is spliced from 2 exons.